UGAAAUAAAUAGUGAAAGUUGAGAGUUCUGUUUGUUGCAUCGACCGUCUCAACUCUGUGUCUUGCCUGACAAAAGCUGACCAGCUGGAAACUCCAAUCGCUGCCACCAAAUUCCAUAUUUGAUAGUUGGGACACCUAGUCUCACCGUUUAAGACACCCCACCAAGCCGGUCCUAAUAUAAAACAGCCAUGGGUUCCCUUCUAAGCUCCAACAAGUUAAGCCAGGAAGAUACCCAAAUGGCACUUGACAAGGUCAAGCACAUCGUUUCCUCCACCCCCGUUGUUGUGUUCAGUAAAACCUAUUGUGGGUAUUGUAAUAGGGUUAAGCAGCUGUUUGCUCAGUUAAAAGCUUCUUACAAGGCCAUUGAAUUGGAUCAAGAAAGUGAUGGUGGUGAAAUGCAAGCAGCUCUGGCAGAGUGGACUGGGCAGAGGACAGUACCUAAUGUCUUCAUUGCAGGAACACAUAUUGGUGGCUGUGAUUCUGUUAUUGCCAAGUAUCAAGCAGGUCAGCUUCUGAACCUCCUCUCAGAUGCUGGUGCCAUGACUGUCGAUCUCAAUGCCUGACACCAAACCUUUCUGCACACAAUAAACAGCAAAGCAAUUUUCUUUGCAGUGGAACCAUACCAGACUUCAUAUCCCUUUUCAAUACAUAAUGUUUCUACUUAAAACUGCUUCAAUAAUGAUAUGCAACAAUUUGGUA
This is a messenger RNA of Gossypium raimondii (Peruvian cotton), 698 nucleotides long. Its product is annotated as glutaredoxin. Gene Ontology annotation, biological process: cellular response to oxidative stress. The transcript is spliced from 4 exons. Gene Ontology annotation, molecular function: glutathione disulfide oxidoreductase activity. The coding region runs from base 188 to 562 and encodes 124 amino acids. The record is from RefSeq and is a predicted model, not a curated record. Gene Ontology annotation, cellular component: cytoplasm. NCBI's taxonomy places the organism in Eukaryota, Viridiplantae, Streptophyta, Magnoliopsida, Malvales, Malvaceae.